This is a messenger RNA of Megalopta genalis, 1461 nucleotides long. RefSeq names its product 17-beta-hydroxysteroid dehydrogenase 13. Gene Ontology annotation, molecular function: oxidoreductase activity, acting on the CH-OH group of donors, NAD or NADP as acceptor. The record is from RefSeq and is a predicted model, not a curated record. Lineage: Eukaryota; Metazoa; Arthropoda; Insecta; Hymenoptera; Halictidae. Gene Ontology annotation, cellular component: lipid droplet.
UACUAUAGAUAUAUGAUGCAUUAAAAUAAUAACACGUUGUUUUGAAUGUUUAUAUGCAAGAAACUCAAUUUAAACAACUUUUUGUAAUGUACUUAUUAGCUAGUUGCGAAGUAAACGGUACACUUUUUUAGAAAUUUAUUAUGUAUUUGAAAUUUCAAAUCUUGUUCGAAUGACCUCCAGGCGAACCAAUUUACCGAUUCAUAGCGAAUGUUUGUGUACCUUUAUCGGCAGUCAGUUAAAGAUUUUCGAACGGAUAUAAUACGGAGAAGUUUCAGACCACCGAAAAUGUUACUCAGAGUAUAUUCUCUUUUUAUUCUAAUGUGUGAUCUUAUAACACUUUUUGCCAAGAUCAAUUAUGAAAUUUUAAUUGCAAUAUAUGGAACAAUCUGCCCUCCACCACAGAAAAAAGUGUUUAGAGAAGUUGCAGUGGUUGUUGGUGGUGGACAUGGAAUAGGCAAAGAACUGGCAUUUCUUUUAAGUAAAUGGGGUGUCAAUGUUGCUUGUAUAGAUACAGUAGAUGGUCAUAUCAUCCCGGAUGAAUACGCAUUAGGUGAAAUAAGACCAUAUAUUUGCAAUAUCACUAAUAAGGAACGUUUGAUCAAUACUGUGGCAAGCAUUCAAGCAAGAUUUGGUGAUAUUACAAUGCUUUUUUAUUGUUCUAUACCAAGUCCUGCAUCCUUGCUUCAAAAUAAUCCUGACCCUGACGUAACUCACACAAUCAACUUAACAAUUAUUAGCUACUUUUGGUUACUGGAAAAAAUUCUGCCUUCAAUGAAAUCAAAAAAUAAGGGUCACAUAGUAUUUCUGUCUUCUGUGGCUGGUCUAUCGAGUGCUACUACUGAGCACUCGAGCAGAGUCUUACUAUCUGCUGCACAGUUUGCUAUUCAAGGACUAGCUGAAUCACUUCAUACUGAAUUAAGACAUUCUAAUUGUGACGUUAUAGUUACAUUAGUCCAUAUUUAUCCAUUUAUUAUAGAUGCAGAAUCAGCUAGAGAUAUUCGUUCUAGAAUACCGAGUUUUCUGGGCACAAUGCCUGCCGCGGAAGCGGCUCAGAAAAUUUUAGAUGGAGUCCGUCGAAAUUAUGUGGAGUUCAGCAUACCUGGGUAUCUGUUGUAUUUGAAACACAUCCUCAGAAUACUUCCAAAAUCGGCAUCGUUCAUGUUGCGCGACUUCUUAGAUACUGGAGUUGAUUUUGGAUAAUGUUCGAUUGUUUCUGCAUUAUAGGGUAAUUUACGUAAGAAGUCUCAAAUUUGUAUAAGAAAAUUUUUAUUUUUGUUUUUACAUCAUUCGAUUUUCAAAGUGCCUUUCAGUAACGUAACUUUUAGUAACUUCCGUUUUGUAAUUCAGUGUCAUAUACGCGAAUAUUUACAUGGAAUAAAGAUGUCGUAUGUAAGACACACAUGCGAAUUAAUUACGAGUCAACAGGAUAAUUCACUAAUCGAUGCAGUAAACAGACACGCA